Molecule: messenger RNA, 2109 nt
Organism: Schistosoma intercalatum
Lineage: Eukaryota; Metazoa; Platyhelminthes; Trematoda; Strigeidida; Schistosomatidae
Source: the annotation of a GenBank genome assembly
AUGAUGGAGUUCGAGAGACUAUCGGAAAAUAUAUCUGAACAGCUUGUUCAGAUGACGAAGUCGUUGCGGUCUUUCCGAGAUCGUUCACUCUUCACUGAUGUUAUAUUAUGUGCUGGUGAUGAAGAACUCCCUUGCCACAAGGCAGUACUAGCUGCUAGUUCAACAUAUUUCUUAGCCAUGUUUUCAUCGCCAUAUAAAGAACAACAAACAUCUCGAGUUAAGUUAGAUUAUAUUUCUCCUUGGGCUCUUCGUCGUUUGCUUGAUUUUGCAUAUCUUGGUUGCUUAGAAAUUACAGAAGCCACUGUACAAGAUAUAUUUCUUGCUGCUAGUUUACUUGACUAUCCAAUAGCUAUCAAAUAUUGUGUUGAAUUCAUGAAGAGUCAUUUAGAUGUUACAAAUUGUUUAGGUAUCGAGGCAUUGGCUGAAAUGCACAAUAUUGCUGAUUUAGCUCAAUCGUCUCAUAAAUUGGCUGUAGAAAAUUUCUCAAGCUUACUAAGAGAAUCUAACGAAUGGACCAGUUUGCCUAUUUCGACUGUCAUUUCAUAUAUCUCUUCAGAUGACUUGGAUGUACCUUCGGAACAAUUUGUAUGGGAUGCUUGUAUUAAUUGGGUCGACCAGUCUUCUGAAACACGAAUUGUCUACCUCCCUCAACUACUGUCACAUAUUCGUUUGAAAUAUUUGGAAAAAGAAAUGUUGGAAAUUCAAUUACAAGAAAAUCCUUUAAUUAUUGAAUGCAAAAUUGCUCAGAAUAUCAUCAGAUAUUUUCUUCACAACGCUUAUAACGGUGAUGAUAAUCCAUCAAUGUAUGUCAACAAUUUACCAGCUCGCCUAGCUACACUGAAACAUCCUACGUUAGUUGUUUUAGGUGGUCUCAAUACAUGCAUUUUAAAUUGUAUGCAGUCAUUUUCACCAUCUAGAACAGUAUGGCAUACUUGUCCUUCUAUGCCCGUGGAUAGUUUAGCGUGGUUCUCUGUGUCUGUCAUUGCAAAUACUCUAUUUGUUAUUGGUGGAAUUAAAGCCGGUACACUCAUGGAUUCAGUGUAUGCGUAUUCACCUGUUCGAUCUUCAUGGAGUCAACGCAAAUGUAUGCCGCAGGCGAGGGCUCGGCAUUUUUCUGUUUCUGUUGGUAGCCGGUAUAUUUUUGUAUUCGGUGGUGUAACAAUGUCUAUAAACUCUAAUCAUCGACAUCAUUCAUCAGAUCGUGUAAUUAUGAAUCAUUUACAAGAAACUAACCCUUCGUCAAACAGGCGGAAUUAUGUUUCCUCGCGAUUGUCAGCAUUCAACCCAGUAACUGAAUUAGAUAUUCCUACAUUGAAUUUUGAAAAAUCCAUCAUUCGAUAUGAUAUCUGUAGCGAUACAUGGCUUAAUGUAGGAGAAACGGAUAAUCCAAGACUAGAGUCACAUGUAGUCUUGAUUAAUGAAUCGAAUGAGAAUGCAAGUUUCAAUCUACAACCAUCUGAUGGAAUUCAUGAGACGGAUAGUGAACAAACUUCAUUACGUUCAGAUUUAUCAGAUAACACAUCAGUUUCAGAAAAUAAUAUUACCAACAACAGUAAUGGUACUAAUCAAACCAAUAAAACCCGUCGAAGAAAUAAUUCUAUGAAUGUAAAUUUUGAACGUGUUUUUGUUGAAAUCGGUGGAAUAACUGAAACACAACCACAUGGUACGGAUCAGGUUGCUUUUUAUCGUUUACGUCCUGAUUAUACAGUAUUUUGCACCGCGGAUUACAUAAAACUCCCACAACAAGUUCGCUAUGUGAACUGUUGUGUGCAUCAAGAUACCAACCUGGUGUAUAUAUUUUGGGAAUCAACAAGUGAAUUGUCAGUUUUGGAUCUUCGUCGUCACACACUACGCUCACUAGCUCCCUUGGUUUCUUCCUCCACUUCAUCUCCAAACGAAGCGCGGAUAUAUGCUGGGUUAUCGUGGGUCGGAGAGCAUUUAUAUGUGGUUGGAGGAUUUAGUGAGUUUGUUGGUGAUGAUCGACGUCCUACUGUUCCACGAGAUGAUGUCCACUGUUAUGAUCCGACGACGAACACAUGGUCCUGCAUUAAAGUUCUAAAUACAACAGUCCCUCGAGCUAUCUUCGGUUGUGUUUGUCUCAAUAUGUGA